CUCAACAAUGCCGGUCCCCAGGGUCCUGUGCGUGGCCGAGAAGCCUGCCAUUGCCAAGGCGGUGGCCCAGCAUCUCUCCGGAGGUGCAAUGCAGACACUCCAUAUCCGUGGGAACCAGUAUGUCAAGAAUUAUGUCUUCGAAUUCAAUUUCGGCAACCCCUGGGGCACCUGUGCCGUGACCAUGACCAGCGUCAUUGGUCACUUGACCUCAUUGGACUUCCAACGCCAAUACAAGGGGUGGCUGUCCUGUCCACCGGGGGCUCUAUUCGAAGCACCCCUGCAUGAAGGCGUAGACUCUGAUAAAACUGCGAUUGCAAAUAACAUCCAAGAGCAGGCAAAAUUCUGCCAGGCUCUUUUUAUUUGGACGGAUUGUGAUCGGGAGGGGGAACACAUUGGCAGUGAGGUUCGCAAGCAAGCAAAAGAGGGAAAUCGUCGCAUUGUGGUGAAACGAGCUAGGUUUAGCAAUACCGAAAGAGCUCACGUCCUGAGUGCCGCUCGGGCACUCAUUGAACUAGACGACCUUCAAGCCAACGCGGUGGCUGCCCGGAUUGAACUCGAUCUUCGGAUUGGUGCUGCGUUCACUCGCUUGCAGACUCUUCAAUUGAAGCCUCUAUCAGACACUCUAGCCGAGACGAUCAUCAGUUAUGGAUCCUGUCAAUUCCCCACGCUGGGAUUUGUCGUGGACCGAUACUUGCGUGUGAAGAAUUUCAAGCCGGAAAACUUCUGGGGCAUCAAGGUGAUGCAUGUCCGGGACAAGAUUAAAGUAAACUUUCUAUGGAGGAGGGUGCACCUCUUCGACAGGGCGGCUGUGACGGUGAUGCUGGAACGUUGCCUCAUGGCCAAGAAAGCCAAAGUGAUCAAAGUCAACCAGAAGCCCACUAGCAAAUGGAGGCCUUUGCCAUUGACAACGGUGGAUCUGCAGAUGAUGGGAAGCAGAUAUCUCCGCAUUGACAGUCAGACCAUUAUGAAGGUCGCCGAGGCUCUGUAUACUAAGGGUUUUAUCAGCUACCCGCGUACUGAAACGGAUCAAUUUGACAAGGGAAUUGAUCUGAAGAAGCUAGUCGAGAAGCAGUUGCCAGAUAACAACUGGGGCCAAUAUGCGCGAGGCCUUCUCGACGGAGGAUUCAGGACUCCUAGAUCCGGACGUCAUAACGAUCAGGCUCAUCCUCCCAUCCAUCCCAUCUGCUGGGUAUCCCCAACUGCCCUAUCGGCCAACGAGAAAAAAGUAUACGAAUUUGUGGUCCGCCGAUUCCUCGCCUGUUGCUCGGAGGACGCCAAGGGCCAAACGUCAGAGGUUGAAAUCCAGUAUGGCGACGAGUUCUUCCACGCCAAAGGAUUGAUCGUGCUCGAGAGGAACUACCUGGACGUCUACGUCUACGACAAAUGGGAGAGUAGUCAGCAACUGCCAGACUUCCGCAUGGGAGAGCAGUUCGAACCGUCCGAGGCCAAGAUCUUCGACGGCAAAACAACGCCUCCAAACUACCUGACCGAGCCCGAACUGAUCGGUCUCAUGGAUGCCAACGGCAUUGGAACCGACGCCACCAUGGCCGAGCAUAUUGCCAAGGUCAAGGAUCGACACUAUGUGGCCGUCAACUCUCGAGGAACUGGCCGCAAUGCAGUCAAGGAACUCAUCCCGACCCGCCUGGGUAUCGCCCUGGUGGAAGGUUAUGACAACGUUGUCACCGGUCUGCCAGAUAGUCCGUCGCUGAGCAAGCCGUUCCUCCGCAAAGAAAUGGAGUUGCGGAUGCGGGAGAUCUGCGCAGGGGCGAAGUCCCGGCAGCAGGUGGUCCAGGAGAGCUUGGAGAUGUAUCGGGAAGUCUUCAUACAUACGCAGAGACGGAUUAACUUGCUCAAGAGCGCGGUGCGGAAGUAUUUAGUCGAAGGGGCAACUUCAUAGCCUCUCCCUUUGCAUUUUCUUUUUGGUCGGUGGCGUUGGAGUUGAGGUUUCUGGGCGUUGAUGAGGACAUGAUAUACCCAUGAUAUAUGCUUGAGGCUUACCUAGACUUGUAUUUGCUACAGGAGCU
Aspergillus steynii IBT 23096 is the source of this 2024-nucleotide messenger RNA. Its product is annotated as DNA topoisomerase 3. Gene Ontology annotation, molecular function: DNA binding; DNA topoisomerase type I (single strand cut, ATP-independent) activity. Lineage: Eukaryota; Fungi; Ascomycota; Eurotiomycetes; Eurotiales; Aspergillaceae. Gene Ontology annotation, cellular component: nucleus. The transcript has 7 exons. Gene Ontology annotation, biological process: DNA topological change. The record is from RefSeq and is a predicted model, not a curated record. Bases 8 to 1897 code for a protein of 629 amino acids.